AUGCCACCUACAUCAUGCUUCAACUGCAAGGAGUCGAGAGCGGUAGUUAUCCGUCCCAAAAACCGCCAUAAGCUCUGCCGCUCCUGCUUCCUCGAGAUCUUCGAAACCGAAGUCCACGAGACCAUUACCGCCUCCUCCCUCUUCUACCCCGGCGAACGGGUCGCCAUCGGCGCCAGCGGCGGUAAAGACAGCACGGUGCUCGCCUCGGUUCUCAAAACACUCAACGAGCGUUACAACUACGGCCUGGAGCUAUGUCUGCUCUCCAUCGACGAGGGCAUCAGGGGAUACCGCGACGACAGCCUGGAGACGGUCAAGCGCAACGCGGUGCAGUACGACAUGCCGCUCGAGAUCGUCGGGUACAGCGAGCUCUACGGAUGGACGAUGGACCAGGUCGUCGAGCAGGUCGGCAAGAAGGGCAACUGCACGUACUGCGGGGUGUUUCGGCGGCAGGCGCUGGACCGCGGCGCGGCGCGGCUGGGCAUCAAGCAUGUCGUGACGGGUCAUAAUGCGGACGAUGUCGCGGAGACGGUGAUGAUGAACCUGCUGCGUGGAGAUCUGCCGCGCUUGUCGCGCGGGACUAGCAUCGUCACGGACUCGGCGGCGUCGGAUAUCAAGCGGAGCAAACCGCUCAAGUAUGCGUAUGAGAAGGAGAUCGUGCUGUAUGCGCACCACAAGAAGCUGGAUUACUUUAGCACGGAGUGUAUCUACUCGCCGGAGGCGUUCCGGGGUAGCGCCCGUACGCUGAUCAAGGAUCUGGAGAAGAUCCGGCCGAGCUCGAUUCUGGAUAUUGUCAAGAGUGGCGAGGAUAUGGCUGCGCUGGUGCCGUUGGAGGUCAGCUCGAGUGGGAAGAAGUGCGGUGGCCGUGCGGCUGCGGUCGGUGCCGAGGAUGAGGAGGCCGGGGGCUGUGGAAGCCAGAACGGUCGGUCCAGCGGAGGCGAGAUGGCGGCAAUGGAGAAGCAGCUGGCGGAAGACGAGGCUGCUCACCCCAGAGAGACGGAAAUCAAGCUCCCGACUGCCAAAAGAAAGACGGGCAAGGCGAACAACCCGAAGGCCAUCAAAAGCCAGACCAUGGGCAAGUGCGAGCGGUGCGGAUACAUCUCGAGCCAGAAGAUCUGCAAAGCGUGCAUGCUCCUGGAUGGACUGAACAAGAACCGACCCAGGACUGCGAUUGAGGUUGGCGUGGGGAUGGAGGAUGAAGAAAGCAGCACAACGCUCAUGCGGCAGAUGGAGCGCGUCCAGCUGACGACUGGCUAG
Aspergillus clavatus NRRL 1 is the source of this 1254-nucleotide messenger RNA. RefSeq names its product putative PP-loop ATPase superfamily protein. Gene Ontology annotation, biological process: tRNA wobble position uridine thiolation. Gene Ontology annotation, cellular component: cytosolic tRNA wobble base thiouridylase complex; mitochondrion. The record is from RefSeq and is a predicted model, not a curated record. Bases 1 to 1254 code for a protein of 417 amino acids. Lineage: Eukaryota; Fungi; Ascomycota; Eurotiomycetes; Eurotiales; Aspergillaceae. The transcript has a single exon. Gene Ontology annotation, molecular function: tRNA binding.